Arabis nemorensis is the source of this 480-nucleotide messenger RNA. The record is from the annotation of a GenBank genome assembly. Lineage: Eukaryota; Viridiplantae; Streptophyta; Magnoliopsida; Brassicales; Brassicaceae.
AUGCAGAUCUUCGUUAAAACCCUAACCGGCAAAACUAUAACCCUAGAGGUCGAGAGCAGCGACACCAUCGAUAAUGUCAAAGCCAAAAUCCAGGACAAAGAAGGUAUACCACCUGAUCAACAAAGGCUUAUCUUUGCUGGUAAGCAACUCGAAGAUGGACGAACCUUAGCGGAUUACAACAUCCAGAAAGAGUCUACUCUUCAUCUGGUCUUGAGGCUCAGAGGUGGAACCAUGAUAAAGGUGAAGACACUCACUGGGAAAGAAAUCGAGAUUGAUAUCGAACCAACCGACACUAUUGAUCGGAUUAAGGAACGAGUCGAAGAGAAAGAAGGCAUCCCUCCUGUACAGCAAAGGCUCAUCUAUGCCGGAAAACAGCUUGCGGAUGACAAAACGGCGAAAGAGUACAACAUAGAGGGUGGUUCCGUUCUUCAUUUGGUUCUUGCUCUUAGGGGAGGUCUUGCUGCUGCUUCUCUGAUGUGA